Messenger RNA from Vitrella brassicaformis, 1769 nucleotides. Lineage: Eukaryota; Vitrellaceae. The record is from the annotation of a GenBank genome assembly.
CUCUCCCCCGCUUCUUCCGAUUCGACGAUGCUUUUUUUGCUGGGCCUCGUGUUUCUUCCCAGUUUGGUGUCUUCCGGCUUCCUUCCUGUGUCCACCAACAAUAGCAAUGCCAUCGGGAAGCCCCGCGGUGUGACGGCACCCGUUCCUGACCUCCUGGUAGGCUGCCACAGCCCCUUCCACGCGCUGCCCUUCCCCGUUCCCUUGAACUACAAGCAGACCAAGGCAGAGAAACAAGCAUGGCUCCACGAGUAUGUUAAGCGAUGAUCAAUGAUGACGAGACACAAUUGACGAAAGACUUCUGCAUGCAUGCAUGACAUUGUGUGCAGUUACGACCAGCAUGUGGCAUAUGCUGACCUUCCAUACCGCAACUUUAGCGCCCCUGAAGUGCCAACAACCUCUGCAGCGUUCCCCAAAGGAGUUUUCCCUCGAAAGCUCUGUGAGGCUCGCUCUCAAAAAUAUGCAUGUCACAAAGUGCAAAUCGACCAUCGUGACGUCUUUUCUCUUGAUCACCGUGCGUGUCUGCUUUGUCAAGAUGGGUUCAACCCGGAUGAGUUCCAGGUAUUCUGGCAGACUCAAGAAGGGAACAUUCUGGUGGACUCCGGCCGCUUGUGUGGGAAGAAAGAUGGCGAUUCCUGUAUGCCCCGUAAGUGAGUUCGGGUUGUUGGCGUUUCCAUGAAGAUAAGCACGUCAGGUCAUGAAUUUCACAUCCGUGUGUGCACAGACAAAUGGCCGCGGGACGUGCUGGCCGGCCCCGUCCCGCACUACUGGCAGAUGAACCUUUUGGACACGGAACAGAUCCAAAUCGGUAGGACGUCUUCGUCUUCGAUGAUUUCGUCUCAAGCGCUCCUCCGGCAAAAGUGUGUAAAUGCUUUGUCUCCUGUCUGUAUGCCCACAGCUCUCAAUAAUUUAGACCUGCCGCUCAAUCACUUCACCGGAAUUUGGUUCCACAACUGUCAUCGAGUGAGACACCACACAGUGUGGGCUCCUUUUCUCGCAACACCGCUGUGCCAUCUCCGAAUGUGUCUCUCUUCCUAUCUUGUAGGACAUGUUUUUCGAGGAAGCCAUGCAGUUGGCCCCGGAUGAAGCCAACCCUGGCAGGUAUCUUCCGUAUCGGGCCCCCAAUCAGAUCAUGUGGAUGGUGACCGCGUCCCUCCUGGCACAUACGGAAGACGCCUAUAUGAUCAACACCAUCUUCCCCGCCCUCUUCUGGCAAGGAGAGCCGUGCGAGUGCGCAUUCGCCAACCAGUACUGCGCCUUUCAUUCGGCGUUUGGACGAGAGAUGUGCUGGCCAUCGCACAGCGUGGCUCUUAACUUCGACAUGAGCAUGUCGGUCCUUGAGGGCCUCGGAUGGCGCAUCGCCGGCGGAGUGGACGUGGGGGACUAUAUCUCAGGAAAGGAAAUAUUCCAAAAAUUUGCAACGAUUUUCCAGCGUAUUUAAAUCAACAGACACCGACAAAGAGCGAUGGGGGCAGGGAGAGAGGGGGAGAGAGAGAGAGAGAGAGAGAGAGGGAGAGGGAGAGAGAGUGCUCGACGUCAAGACAGAAUCGAUACGAGUGAGGAAAUCGAUAGAACGAGCGGUCGGGAGGAUAAAUGACGGGGGGCCGGCGGAAGUGACGCGACUUGUGUCUGCAAACAUUGACAGUCUGAGGUGGAUACACAGACACGUACACCGAGCAAACCUUCAUACGUCCAAGCCUUCUCACACAUCGAAGAAAAAGACGGCUACAUGUGUGAUCCGUGCCGUUCGACGCACCAGCAGAGCAUGAGUG